Molecule: messenger RNA, 3426 nt
Organism: Rubroshorea leprosula
Lineage: Eukaryota; Viridiplantae; Streptophyta; Magnoliopsida; Malvales; Dipterocarpaceae
Source: the annotation of a GenBank genome assembly
CAACACAGUCAGAGUAAGCCUUUCUCUUUUGUUCUCCUUUCCUUUUGUCUUGUUAGUAUGCUCUAUUCUCUUCUCCUCCAUGUGGGGAUCAGUAGCUAGGCUUGUUUGCUGUCGGAAAUUUUCUUGGCAUGUUAAGCCAAACAAGCUCUACUCUGUUUCUGCUGUUGCCCAAUUGAAUCCCAUUUCAUCUGACUCUCUUCCUAAACAAGAAAUUGUUAAUCCCCAGAAUAAAGACUGCCAUGAUUACCACUUCUUUGAAUUUGAUAGAAUUAAGGUUGUGGAAACUUUGAACAGUUUGAGAAACGAACCUCAAACUGCUUUAUUGUUCUUUUAUCAAUUGAAACAAAAUGGGUUUUGCCAUGAUGUGUGUACAUAUGCUGCUAUUAUAAAGAUAUUGUGUUACUUUGGUUGGGAGAGAAAGUUGGAUUCAAUGUUGCUGGAGAUGAUUAGGAAAGGCAGCUGCUUGGGUUUUGAAAUUACGGAAUUGUUUGAUGUUCUUGUUGAGGGGCGUGAAGGAGAAGGCUCAAAUCUUCUGGUUCAGUUUUCUAAUGCUUUGAUUAAGUCCUAUGUUAGUGCUGGAAUGUUUGAUGAGGCUAUUGAUAUUAUGUUCCAAACUGAACGCCAUGGGUUCAUUCCACAUAUAUUGUCUUUCAAUUUUCUUAUGAAUCGUCUGGUUCAGUCUGGGAAAGAGGAGAUGGCCAUGGCUAUAUAUAAACAACUGGAAAGGCUUGGUUUGAAGGCAAAUGAUUAUACCUAUGGCAUUCUGAUAAAGGCACUUUGCAAAAGGGGUAGUUUUGAUCAAGCUGUCUGUGUUUUUGAAAAGAUGGAUGGUGAAAAGAUUACACCUAGUGCCUUCUCUUACACUACUUAUAUUGAAGGGCUUUGCAUUCAUGGCAAAACAGAUUUGGGUUACGAAGUACUUAGGGCUUGGAGAGAAGCAAACAUUCCACUUGAUAACUAUGCUUUUAUUGUUGUGAUUCAGGGGUUUUGUAAGGAGAUGAAAUUGAAAGAAGCUGAAGAUGUCUUACUUCACAUGGAAAAUCAAGGAGUUCUUCCAGACGUGCAUGCCUAUGGUGCCUUGAUAAGAAGUUAUUGCAAGUGUGGAAAUAUAAUUAAAGCUCUGACUCUUCACAAUGAAAUGGCGUCAAAGGGUGUCAAAACCAACUGUGUCAUUUUGAGCUCUAUUCUUCAAAGUUUGUGCCAGCUGGACAUGGGUUUUGAGGCUGUAAAUCAAUUUAAGGAGUUUAGGGACAGUGGCAUUUUCCUUGAUGAGGUUUGUUAUAAUGUAGCGGCAGAUGCUUUGUGCAAGCUUGGACAAGUGGAAGAAGCCUUGGAAUUGCUUAAUGAGAUGAAGGGUAAACAGAUGUGUCCUGAUGUCAUUAACUAUACUACCUUGAUCCAUGGGUUCUGUCUUCAAGGAAAAAUUGGGGAUGCCUUGAACUUGUUUGAGGAAAUGAAGGAGAAGGGCAGUGAACCUGAUAUUAUUACAUAUAGUGUCCUCGCUGCUGGCUUAGCCAGAAAUGGCCUUGCACGGGAGGCAGUCGAUCUUUUAAAGUAUAUUGAGUCACAGGGUUUGAAACCUAAUGAUGUGAUGCACAACAUGAUCAUUGAAGGCUUGUGCAUAGGAGGUAAGGUGAAGCAGGCUGAGGAGUUUUUAAAUAAUUUGAAAGAGAAAUGUUUGGAAAACUAUAAUGCGCUGCUAAAUGGUUAUUGUGAAACAGGCCUCACAAACAAGGCCUUUGACUUAUGUGUUUUUCUGGCUAAGAAGGGAUUUCUAGUAAGAAAGAGUACUUGCUCAAAACUGCUUAGUAACCUUUGCCAGCAAGGUGCUAAUGACAAAGCUCUUAUGUUACUAAAUAGGAUGUCUUCUUUAAAGGUUGACCCUACUGGACCCAUGUAUGGUAAACUCAUUGGUGCUUUUUGUCAGGCAGGAGACAUGGGAAAGGCAAGGUCAUUGUAUAAAAGUAUGCUUGACAGUGGGUUAACUCCUGAUCUGAUUACAUACACAAUGAUGAUUAAUGGAUAUUGUAAGACAAAUUCUUUGUUAGAAGCAUGGCAUCUGUUCAAGGAUAUGAAGGAAAGUGGGAUUAAGCCUGAUAUUAUUACAUACACGGUUUUACUUGAUGGCUGUGCAAAAAUGAAUCUGAAGUCUCAUUCUAGGCCUGAUCUGAUCCAAACCAAAUACAAGAGCAUGCAUGCUUCUGCUUUGUGGAGUGAAAUGGAGAACAUGGAUAUACAACCUGAUGUUGUGUGCUACACUGUUUUGAUAGAUCAGCACUGUAAGACAAACAGCAUUGACGAUGCAGUCAAAAUUUUAGAUGAAAUGAUUGAAAGAGGAUUGGAACCUGAUACUGUGACAUAUACAGCUCUUCUAUGUGGCUAUUGCAGAAUAGGAAAUGUAGAAAAGGCAAUUACCCUGGUUGAUGAGAUGGCAACUCGGGGAAUUCAGUCUAGUUCAGUUACCUUGUCUGCAUUGCAUCAUUCUAUCUUGAAGGCCAAGAGAGUGCAGUGUCAAUGACGACAACUCUGGUGACUCAAGCAAGCAGAUACUCAUUAACCCGUACCUAUGCUCAAUCCAUUGUUUCAAAGGCAGCCAAGCAUGAAGAAUACAAGCUUUGCAUUGACUCAGUGGAAGUUCUCUGUUUUAGGUAUGGAAGCUAGACAAAAAAUGUUGGCACUUAGCACCCACCUUUUUCAUAUACUUAUCGGCAUGAUUUUGCUUUUGCGUAACUAAUCUUUGAUUCUAUAUUGCAGUUUCUCUUUCUCUUUCAUUAUAUUGUUUUAACCCUUCUUAAUUAAGCAGAUCCUUGUUUUUUGUUAGGCCAUGAAGGUCUUCACUAGCUUUCUCAUAUUUUCAAAGCUCAAUGAUUGCAUAAGUGAAGAAUAAGAUGAUGUGUUGAAACUAACCUUGAAUCAUUUUUGGCUCCAUAAUACAAAAAGAAAUAAAAGAUGAUGUAUUUGCCCAGAAGUCCCAGGCACCAAAGACCUUUCUUGCCAAGUUGAGAAAGAUGGACUAGUCUGUUCACUGAGAAAGAACUCAAUUCCAGGUGCUAGGCGGAGGUUGAACCACCACAGCUGGUACCAAAAUUGGUGAAGGACCCGGGAGAAGGAAUUUUGUCGUUGUUGGUUGCAGCAGAGUUCAUUCAGCAGUAACUACUCCCCCAAUCUCACCCCUGAACAGAACACUGAAACUUCUUUGACUUGCUGGAACGAGCCGGAGCAACCAGAUAGUCAACUUCUCUGUGUGGAAGGAAAUGUAAAGACACCACAGGAAUCCUUUGUUAUCUACCUAUGCUCUACAACAAGAAAUUUUAAUCCAGGGUUAUUCCAACUGCUACUUCUUUCAGGAUAUAAAUGUUGUAAUGUAUUAUAUAUUUCUGAAAAUAUGCAACGGAAAAAUGUAACAUAGAUACCAAUCCAUUCGCA